AUGCAUCGGUCAAAAUCAGUGCAAUCGGAUUGGGGUUCUGUGGGUGAUGGAGAAUCAGAGGGUGCAGGCGCAGGGGGGAGAGGGGCAGGGGGGGCAGGAGGGGCGGGAGGGGCGGGAGGCGUGGGGCUGGUUGCACGGCCAGGGACAGCCUCUUCUGGCAGCACAACUAGUCUGAGGGCCGACGGGGGCGCGCUGGGGAGUGCGGUGAGAGCAGGCGCAGGUUUGAUGAGGGAAGGGAGUGGUGGGGAGAAAGGGCGCGUGGCGGGUCACGGGGGGAGAGGAGGAGGGGGAGGGAGUGGAGGGAGGAUGGGGCCCAUCUCGCACCGCCGCAGCGCCGCUGCUGACCUGCGCGCGUUGCUCAAGGGCAGCGCGCACAUCAAGGCCGAGUUCCUCGCAACUGGCGCCGUGGACUUUCUGGUAGACGCGCUGCAGCAGGCUGACGACGGGAAGGUGAGGGAGCACGCGGUUACCGCGCUGUUCAACAUGGCGUUACACCCGGGCGCGACGCCGGUGCUGGUGGCGUGCGGGGGGAUCGAGGCGGUCGUGGGGGUGCUGAGAAGGGGCGGGUCGAUGGGCGCGCGGGAAAACGCCGCUGCUACGCUCUUCAACCUGUCGAUCGCCGACGGGGCAGCGGAGAAGGUGCGGGCAGCAGGCGCGGUGCCUCUGCUGGUAGACCUCCUUCGCACGGGCAGCACGAGAGGGAGGAAAGACGCGGCAUUGGUUUUGUUUAACCUGUCAAGGGAUGAGGAUGGGGCGAGGGAGCUAGUGGCAGCAGGAGCAGUGGAGGUUCUGGUAGAUCUGUUGACGUUCCGAGAGGUGGGGCUCGUGGAAAAGGUGAUGGCGGUGACGGCGAAUGUGUGCCGGAGAGAGGAGGGGUGUAAGCGGCUGCUGGCCGUGGGGCAACCGCGCUGCUGCGGCAGUGCUGCAGGUGGUGGUGCCAGUGGUGGGGAUUUUGGCGGUAGCCGCAAGAGCAGCGGGAGCGGCAGCGGCAGCGGCAGCAAUGGAGGCAGCCCGGAGUGCCAUGGAGUGGACGCAAUCUCUGCACUGGUGGAGCUUGUAGAGGAGGAUGAGUCGCAGCGCACACGGGAGGAUGCAGUGAUGACCCUGCUCAUGCUCAUGCACACGAGCCAGGAUUUAGAUGCACAGAACGGCACGGAGCACUGCCACAGCAGCUGUCGGAACAGCUGCGAAAGCAGCGACAGCAGCAACAGCAACAGCAGCAGCAACAGCAGCAACAACAGCAGUGGCGGAACCGGUAAUGGUGGGAGCUGCAGCUGCAGUGUGCAUCAGGGCAGCAUGAGUGCGAGUUGUGCUGCUAGGAUGGUAGAAGAAGGGGUGAUAGGGGCGUUGCAGCAAGCAAUGGAUGGGCCAGCGUUCUCUGCUCGUGCUUGUGUCAAGGCACGCGCUCUUCUUGACAUCCUCACGGGCUCGCUUGCCAAACCACCUUGCCUUUCUCCCUCCUCCCCUCUCAAUCCAACUAUGGUUAUUGGACGAUAG
Messenger RNA from Closterium sp. Yama58-4, 1497 nucleotides. NCBI's taxonomy places the organism in Eukaryota, Viridiplantae, Streptophyta, Zygnematophyceae, Desmidiales, Closteriaceae. The record is from the annotation of a GenBank genome assembly.